GGUGCAUCAUAUCGAUAGCUAGCCCUCUUGACGAUGCCUCCCACAUUCUCCAAUACCACCUAGACCAAGAAGACAACCUCAAAACCCACGCAGCAUCGACUGGAUGAGCUGCUGCAAAGGGCUCACGCCACAAUGUGUGCGCGUGCGGCUGCCCAUGCGGCCUGCUCUCUCUCAUCCCGCCCGACUCUAUAGUAACAGCAGCAUCAGCAACAGUCACAGCUCACAAAGUCGACCACGUCUCCUGUCGAGACCACCGUCACACAAUGCCAUACUUCACCUGCCACGGUCAAACCUGGGCUCCGGCCGCUACGACAGGAUACCGCAGGCCCGCUGCAGCAGCCACCACCACGGCAGCGCGCCCAUGACGGACCUCGAGCAUCGCAUCGCCGCAAUCCCCAUCGAGCGCUACCGCAACUUUUGCGUCAUCGCCCACGUCGACCACGGCAAGAGCACCCUCAGCGAUCGUCUGCUCGAGCUCACGGGCACCAUCUCGGCCAGCGACGAGAACAAACAGAUCCUCGACAAGCUCGACGUCGAGAGGGAGCGCGGCAUCACCGUCAAGGCCCAGACCUGCACCAUGCUGUACCGCUACCGCGGCGAGGACUACCUGCUGCACCUCGUCGACACCCCUGGCCACGUCGACUUUAGGGCCGAGGUCACCCGCUCCUACGCAAGCUGUGGCGGUGCCCUGCUCCUUGUAGAUGCAUCUCAGGGUGUUCAGGCACAGACCGUUGCCAACUUCUACCUGGCCUUUGCUGAGGGUCUCACUUUGGUCCCUGUGGUCAACAAGAUCGAUCUGCCGACCGCUGAUCCGGAGAGGGCUCUUAGGCAGCUGCGGGACACGUUUGAGCUCGACGUCGGCGAGGAUGGGACGGGUGCCGUUCUGGUCAGUGCCAAGGCUGGGACCAACGUCGAAAAGGUGCUGCCGGCCGUCAUCGAGCAGAUCCCCCACCCAACCGGAGACCCGAAUGCGCCACUGCGCCUACUGCUUGUGGACUCGUGGUACGACACCUUCAGAGGAGUUGUGCUGCUGGUCCGCAUCUUCAACGGCACCGUAAGGCCAGGUGACAACGUCGUAUCCCUAGCCACAGGGAACCGCUACACGGUCGGCGAGGUGGGGAUCCAGUACCCGCAUCCGACACCACAGACGGCCCUCCGGCCGGGCCAGGUCGGCUAUCUCUCAUUCAGCCCCGGCAUGAAGCGGAUCCAGGACGCCAAGAUCGGCGACACCUUUACGUUCCAGGGCAGCGAGGGCGUCGUGGAGCCGUACCCUGGCUUCGAGGAGCCCAAACCCAUGGUGUUUGUGGCAGCGUUCCCCACGGACCAGUCGGACUACCAGCGGCUCGCCGACAGCAUCACACAGCUGACGCUCAACGACCGCAGCGUGACGCUGCAAAAGGACUUCUCCGAGGCCCUGGGCGCGGGCUGGCGACUGGGCUUCCUCGGCUCCCUGCACUGCUCCGUCUUCCAGGACCGGCUGCGCCAGGAGCACGGCGCCAGCAUCAUGCUGACGGAGCCCGCCGUGCCGACCAAGGUGCAGUGGAAGGACGGCAAGUCGACCAUCAUCACCAACCCGACGCAGUUCCCAGACAUGUCGGAACACCACGGUAAGAUCGAGGGCUUCUACGAGCCCUUUGUCGCGGCCACCAUCGCCGUGCCCGAGGAGUACCUGGGACGCAUCAUCAAGCUGUGCGAGGACAGCCGCGGCGAGCAGGAGAGCAUCGAGUUCUUUGGCGCGCAGCAGGUCAUUGUAAAGUACGCCCUGCCCUCCAUGGCCCUGGUCGACGACCUCUUUGGCAAGCUCAAGGGCGCCAGCAAGGGGUACGCAACCCUCGACUACGAGGAUGCCGGCUGGCGGAGGAGCGACCUCGUCAAGCUCAACCUGCUGGUAAACAAGGUCCCCGUCGACGCCAUCUGCCGCGUCGUGCACACGAGCCAGGUCGAGAGGUUGGGGAGGAAGUGGGUUACCAAGUUUAAGGAGCACGUUGAUCGGCAAAUGUUUGAGGUCGUCAUCCAAGCAGCGGUAGGCAAGCGCAUCAUCGCAAGAGAGACCAUCAAACCCUUCCGCAAGGACGUCACGGCCAAGCUGCACGCCGCCGACCCGAGCCGUCGUCGCAAGCUGCUCGAGAAGCAAAAAGAGGGCAGGAAGAAGCUUCGGGCCAUUGGCAACGUCACCAUCGAACACUCAUCUUUCCAAAAGUUUCUCGAGAGGUGAAUGUGCUAUGGUCCGUGUAUAAAAAUGGAAAAAAAGAAAGAAAGAAAAAACAAAGAAGCACCAUUGUUAUGUGUAUAUAAUUGUUGUAAUAACAUCACGGUUUUGGUAUAGAAUGGCGGCGGGUCUUGAUGUUGACGUUG
Molecule: messenger RNA, 2355 nt
Organism: Pyricularia grisea
Lineage: Eukaryota; Fungi; Ascomycota; Sordariomycetes; Magnaporthales; Pyriculariaceae
Exons: 2
Coding region: 104-2215 (703 amino acids)
Biological process (GO): positive regulation of translation
Cellular component (GO): mitochondrion
Molecular function (GO): mitochondrial ribosome binding; GTP binding; GTPase activity
Source: RefSeq, a predicted model, not a curated record